Scleropages formosus (Asian bonytongue) is the source of this 3061-nucleotide messenger RNA. RefSeq names its product protocadherin-20-like. Lineage: Eukaryota; Metazoa; Chordata; Actinopteri; Osteoglossiformes; Osteoglossidae. Gene Ontology annotation, biological process: homophilic cell-cell adhesion. Bases 89 to 2758 code for a protein of 889 amino acids. Gene Ontology annotation, cellular component: plasma membrane. Gene Ontology annotation, molecular function: calcium ion binding. The record is from RefSeq and is a predicted model, not a curated record. The transcript has 2 exons.
GCAGGCAGGGCGGUCGGCAGCAAUCUGCUUUCAUCAAUGGAAAAAUGCAUUAACGGUGGAGAGCAUUGUUUUGUUUGUGUCAGCGCAAAUGUGUGGAAUUAUGUGUAAUAACAGACGCUUCAACCUCAGGGCAAAAUUAUGGGGAUUGUGCAUUCUCCUGCUUUUCAUCAGCCCUUUUCCCUGCUUUUCAAAUUUCAGCCAAGCAAAAGAAAUCGUCUAUAAAAUAAAAGAAGGAUUACCCAAGGGGAAAAUAAUAGGGGCCAUCGGUGCUGACCUGGAACUGGAUUUCUCUGUUGAUCCCCCGCUUUUAUUCAAUCUGGCCCUAAAGAAAUUCAGUGAACGCUAUGUGAGUCUAAACAGCACGACUGGGGAACUGUAUACUUCAGAAAAUGAAAUGGACAGGGAGGCUCUUUGCCCAGGCCUCCCGGAUAGCCAAGAUUGCUUCUUGGCCCUGGAUGUGUUCAUUCUGCCCCAGCAAUAUUUCCAGUUGGUGAAGAUCAGAAUUAUUGUGGAGGACAUCAAUGACAACAAGCCCAGCUUCCCCGUGCAGGAGAUCCACGUGUCUGUCCCAGAAAAUGCGCAGGUGAACUCCAGAUUUGCCGUGGAGCAGUCAGCAGUUGAUCCCGAUGCAGGGAUUUACGGAGUUCAGACCUACUGGCUAGUGAACGACUAUGGGGUCUUCACCCUGGACGUGGAGGAGAAUGACAGCGGUGAGCUGACCCCGUUUUUGAUUGUAACUGGUCCCCUGGACCGAGAGACCAAGAGUGAGUACACGACAAGCAUCAUUGCCGAGGAUGGGGGAUCUCCGCCCCUAUUAGGCACCGCCACCCUGAAAAUAAUGAUUAUAGAUGUGAAUGACAACUGCCCUCAGUUUACAGAAUCGGAGAUCAAUGCCACCGUGAAUGGAAACUCUACAGUAGGCACACACAUAGCUCGUGUUCAUGCAUAUGAUCCUGACCAGGGUGAAAAUGCCCAGAUAACAUAUGUUUAUAGUGAGAGAGUGCCAAUAGGUGUAAAGGAAAUGUUUAGUCUUGACAAAGUCACUGGUGUCAUCAAGUUGGCCAGUAAAAUAGACACAAACACCAGCAAAUUCUACAAGCUUUCAGUUCUUGCAAAGGGACCAGGUUGCAUACCUGCCCUGGCUACACUGACACUGCAUGUCAUCAAAGUGGUCUUUGGUCCACCAGCUUUGAUGCCGCGGUACAUUGCCCAUGAAGAUGAUGGAAUUGUGUUUCUGAAGGAGUCUGAGCCAGCUAACUCUCCAGUUGCGUUUUUCACUGUGAAAAAUACUGAUAGGCAGCAACAGAUUGACUGUCAUUUGGAGGGUGAUGGUCCUUUCAAGUUGUCCCCCUACAAGCAAUUUAAAGAUGAGUAUCUACUAGAAACAACCAAUGCUUUGGACUAUGAGAAAAAUAAGGAGUAUGAACUUUCUGUGGUGGUGAAGAACUACCAAGGUGUGCUGAUAAAAAUGUUUGUCAAAAUACAGGUGAUUGAUGAGAAUGACAAUGCACCCAUUUUCGAGCAGUCUUUGGUCAACCUGUUUAUUGAGGAAAACAAUCCUCCAAAUAUGUUCCUUACCAAACUGCAUGCCACUGAUAAAGACAGCAAGGAGAGGGGAGAGGUUGUGUACCUGCUGGGAUCUGAUGCUCCGUCUAUUUUCGCACUGGAUCGAGUGACAGGGGUUCUUGUAGCAUCAACAUCAUUAGACAGGGAGGAGAAGGAAAAAUACAGCUUUACAGUGAGGGCUGUGGACCGUGGAACCCCCCGCCAGGAGACCUUUGCCACUGUCACCAUAAUGGUGUUGGACCAAAAUGACAACAGUCCACGAUUCAUCAACAAAGACUUCACAUUCUUCAUCCCUGAGAACUUCCCGGGAUUUGGAGAGAUUGGAGUGCUUUCUGUGACCGAUGCUGAUUCAGGAAAGAAUGGCUGGGUGGCCCUGUCGAUUGUGAAUGGAAGUGACAUUUUUGUUAUUGACACCGGGAGAGGGGUCUUGAGAGCCAAAAACCCUCUGGACAGAGAGCAGCAGGGCACCUACUACCUGUGGAUUGAGGCAGUGGAUGGUGGGGAGCCCUCGCGCUCCUGUGUCACCAUGGUCACUGUUUUGCUUCUGGACGUCAACGACAACCCUCCUACAGUUCUAUUCCCGCAGUCCAAUCAAUCCUACAUGCUAGUGCUGCCCAAUACUCUCCCCGGGACAUCUAUAACUGAGGUGUACGCCAUUGACAAAGACACUGGUAUGAAUGCUGUGAUAGUUUACAGCAUCAUCAAAAGGAAGGGAGGGGAACCAGGGUCAUUCGAUAUCGAUCCCAACACGGGUAACAUUACUUUGCGGAAAACGUUAAACUACAGGGGCCUUUACAGCCUGCUGGUCAAAGUCAGCGAUCACGGUCAGCCUGAACCACUCUACACCAUGGUCAUGGUCAAUUUCUUUGUCAAUGAAACGGUGAGCAACGAGAGCUACAUACAAAGUCUUUUGACCAAAGAAGCCGACAUGGAAAUGGAGAGUAUUAUGAGGAGACUUAUCGAUCAGCCUUCAAGAAAUAAGGAUUUUCCUUGUCAGACUGUCCUGAUUGGACUUUCUACUGCAUGCCUGGGGCUGCUACUGACAGUGAUCACACAAGCUGCCUACAUGUGCAGUAAAAGAGUGAAGAAACACCGAAAGAGAGGGAAGAGAUCAGAGGCCGAAAUUCCCUUAAAGAUUAACAGAGACUUUCAGACAGCGGACAGAGGGUUUUCGGAAAUGUCUAAUAUAUAGCCACCAUUAUAGUAUUGUUCACCGUUAACAGAACAGUGUCAGGUCAAGGUUGACUUAAUCUGUAAGAAAAAAAUUAGAAGAGUAUAUGACACGCUGCCAGCCUAACCAGGACAAGCAGUUAGCAAAAAUGAGUGAGUGGGUGGAUAUAUAACACUUCUUUACAAUAUUUAAAUAGGCCUACUCAUAAACUGUAAUUCAUUAAUGCAACUUGAAAGGUCAAGUGAUUGCAAACUGCAUUUGGGAUUACCAAAAUGAGAUAUUUUUACUGCGUAAAACAUAAAUAUCAAUAUGUGUCUCAAAAGG